GUGGCGCUAGAGGUUCUUGCGCCUAUUUCUACUUCGUCGCUCGUUCACGAAAAGAGUACACACCCAUAGCAACACAAACAUCAGCAUCCUGUCAGAGCUGAAACGAUGAAGCAGUCCAAACAUUAGAUACACGUCAAAACAUCAGACGGAAAUCAACAGCACAGGUCUAUUUACCUUAAUAUACGGAUAGCAAUGCAAGCGGACGACGCCAGAUAUUUAAAACGGAAAUAUAAGGGUGGUAGUUUAGAUGUCCACCCCACAGAAAAAGCCCUCGUUGUCCAGUAUGAAGUGGAAGCCACGAUCCUGGGCGAGAUGGGAGACCCAAUGCUAGGAGAACGCAAGGAGUGCCAGAAGAUAAUUCGUUUGAAAAGCCUGAAUUCCAACACAGACAUUGCGUCUUUAGCACGGAAGGUAGUGGAGGAAUGUAGACUAAUUUCCCCUUCCAGACUUCCGGAGGUGGAACAGUUAUUGUUCUACCUGCAGAACCGCAAGAAAUCUGCUGAAAAGAAAGAGAAGAAACAGAUCAAGCCAAGAGACCUGACUCCUUUUGAAGGCAUGGAGCUGGAUGAGGAGGCCAACAUUAAUAGCAUAGAUGACUAUGUUGAGCUCCUGUAUGAGGACAUCCCUGAGAAGAUUAGAGGAGCUACACUCAUCCUCCACUUGGCCCGUAACCCUGACAACCUGGAGGAGUUGCUGCAGAAUGAGACAGCUCUGGGCGCGCUGGCCCGGGUCCUGAGGGAAGACUGGAAGCAGAGUGUCGAUUUGGCAACCACCAUCAUCUAUGUCUUCUUCUGCUUCUCCAGUUUCUCCCAGUUCCACGGCCUGAUCACUCACUACAAGAUCGGCGCGCUGUGCAUGAGCAUAAUUGAGCAUGAGCUGAAGCGCUAUGACCUAUGGCAGGACGAACUGCAGAAGAAAAAGAAGGCUGGGGAUGAUGACCCAGACAAUCAGAACCUGAAGAAGGAGUACGAGAAAGCCCUGAAGAAAUACCAUGGAUUGCUGACCAAGCAGGAACAACUUUUGAGAGUGGCUCUGUACCUGCUGCUGAAUCUGUCUGAGGACACCCGCACAGAGUUGAAGAUGAGGAACAAGAACAUUGUCCACCUUUUAGUGAAAACGCUGGACAGGGACAGUGAGGAGCUACUGGUGCUGGUAGUGUCCUUCCUCAAGAAGCUCAGUAUCUUCUUAGAGAAUAAAAAUGACAUGGCUGAGGUAGAUACAGUAGAGAAGCUGGCGAAACUGGUGCCCUGUGAACAUGAAGAUCUUUUGAACGUCACUCUUCGCCUCCUCCUUAAUCUCUCCUUUGACACCGGCCUUCGCAGCAAGAUGGUGGAGGUGGACCUUCUGCCCAGACUCACCGCAUUGCUAGGAGACGAAGCGCAGAGACAGAUCGCCAUGUGCAUUCUGUACCACAUCAGCAUGGACGAUCGUUUCAAGUCCAUGUUUGCCUACACGGACUGCAUUCCACAGGUAAUGAAGAUGCUGUUUGAUUGUGGUGAGGAGAGGAUUGACGCUGAGCUCAUUUCCUUCUGCAUUAACCUGGCUGCCAACAAAAGGAAUGCCCAGAUUAUGUGUGAAGGCAAUGGUCUGAAGAUGCUGAUGAAGAGAGCACUGAAGCUAAAGGACCCUCUAAUGAUGAAGAUGAUCCGAAAUAUAUCUCAGCAUGAUGGACCAUCUAAAAAUCUUUUCAUUGACUAUGUUGGAGACCUGGCGGCUCAGAUCGGACUAAAGGAAGAAGAGGAGUUUGUGAUUGAGUGCUUGGGAACUCUUUCCAAUCUUACCAUUCCUGAUCUUGAUUGGGAACUUGUGCUAAAGGAGUACAACCUGGUGCCUUAUCUCAAAGACCACCUCAAACCAGGCUCUGCAGAGGAUGACCUCAUUCUGGAGGUGGUGAUUAUGAUUGGCACGGUCUCCAUGGAUGACUCCUGUGCUGUAAUGUUGGCCAAAUCCGGCAUUAUUCCUGCUCUAAUAGAACUACUGAAUGCCCAGCAAGAAGAUGAUGAGUUUGUCUGUCAGAUUGUGUACGUCUUUUACCAAAUGGUGUUUCACCAGGCCACUCGAGAUGUCAUUAUAAAAGAAACCCAGGCUCCAGCAUAUCUUAUUGACCUAAUGCACGACAAAAAUGCAGAAAUACGCAAAGUGUGUGACAAUACAUUGGACAUCAUUGCUGAAUAUGAUGUGGAGUGGGGCAAGAAGAUCCAGAGUGAGAAGUUCCGCUGGCAUAACUCUCAGUGGCUGGAGAUGGUGGAGAACCGGCAAAUGGAUGAGGCAGAGCCUUUCAUGUAUGGAGACGAUGGAGAACCUUUCCUCCAAAAUGGUGACAUCCUGGAACGGCCUGACCUCUUCUACAGUGCAGAUGGAAUAAUCCCAGCAGAUGGUGCCAUUAGUCCCGAGUUCUUCACAGAUUUCCAGAAUGGAGACCUGUUAGGACCACAGGGUUUCCCCAGCAGAGCAUCUUUUAUCCUUUUGUGUUUCAUAAAAGAAAGUCAGUUAAAUUUGGAAUGCCAUGAGGACUCAGAGCGCCAUCUAGUGUUGCUUAUAACCUUUUAUCUAACCUAUAAACAAGUAAAGAUACACAUUAACAUGAUUUAUUUCUUUGACAGACGGAUACGGACAGACGGGUGUGACUCCAGCACGUCCUGCCACGGCUUACGGCUUUCGGCCUGAUGAGCAGUUUUAUUACGGUUACACAGCGUCACGGUAGGAGAGUGUCAGGGAAGCCCUCUGAAGCCCUUCGUAAACUCUGAAAACCAAUUAAAUGGAUCUCAAAUGAUGUUAGUUAGGUAUGGUCUCUUUAUCAUUUCAAAUGAAAGCAACACUACUGAUUUUCUUCAUUAUCAGAUUUUCUUUCUAUAUUUAUUACAUUCCAUGUGAAACUCAGUCUGAAUGUGUUUUUAAGCAGAAUGUUUUCAAUGAAGCUUCGAUUUGGGGCUAGAUCAUGUAGUUUCAGUGUAUGCUUUAGCCUACUUGUCAACACUGAAGAAACUAAUGGCACCACAUUGCCUUUUCUGUGCAAUAUAUCAAAAGUAGGUGUUCAGUUGCAUGCUAUUUCAGUAGUUGAGGGUUGAAAACACCUACUCUUUAUACAUUAUAACAAUCAUGUCAGUUUAACUGCAUGAUAGUGGUUCAGAUUUAGGUUUCUGGAAACAAAAUAUUGUGAAGCUUCAGCUGUAUCUCAUGUAUUAAUAGUUAAUAGUCAAUCAUUGUUGUUCAUUAUAGGAUUUAUAGGAUCAGUUUUGCAUGUUUACAUAAAGCGACUGACUGUAAGGGUCAUUUUAAAGAUUGUGGUGCCCCCUUGUGGACUCGCCUAUGAAAUUACGUAUUAUUUUCAAAUACAUUACAUACACUCUACAAGCACAGUGCCCAUGGUAACAACAUCAUUUUGCAGUCUUAAUAUCUUCAGUACUCACUAAUGUGAUUGUGCGAAACAAUGUUGCCUGUUACUUUGCCUUUGAUACUGUAGCACAAUUAUUACAACACAUCUUUGCUUUUUAAUGGUGCACUGCUAACAACUUCUUAUGUAUUUUGUAAUGUAGAACUUAAGUGUUCUUUUAAAAUAAUACUGGUCUCUUGAUGUGCAUUUUAGUAUUUAUGAAACUCUGUUUCAUUGGUGCCUGGGGAUUGUCUUAAUUACUGUUUUAUAUAAAAUGCCUUUUUAUUUAAUGUGGUGCAAUAUGAAAUACAUAAACUGAUGUGCAAAGCU
Molecule: messenger RNA, 3703 nt
Organism: Megalobrama amblycephala (Wuchang bream)
Lineage: Eukaryota; Metazoa; Chordata; Actinopteri; Cypriniformes; Xenocyprididae
Gene: kifap3a
Product: kinesin-associated protein 3a
Exons: 22
Coding region: 193-2667 (824 amino acids)
Biological process (GO): cilium organization; microtubule-based movement
Cellular component (GO): ciliary transition zone; kinesin II complex; axoneme
Molecular function (GO): kinesin binding
Source: RefSeq, a predicted model, not a curated record